This is a messenger RNA of Vigna angularis (adzuki bean), 1248 nucleotides long. RefSeq names its product peroxidase 47. The record is from RefSeq and is a predicted model, not a curated record. Gene Ontology annotation, cellular component: plasmodesma; plant-type cell wall. The coding region runs from base 83 to 1027 and encodes 314 amino acids. Gene Ontology annotation, molecular function: heme binding; peroxidase activity. The transcript has 4 exons. NCBI's taxonomy places the organism in Eukaryota, Viridiplantae, Streptophyta, Magnoliopsida, Fabales, Fabaceae. Gene Ontology annotation, biological process: hydrogen peroxide catabolic process; response to oxidative stress.
GUGUAUCUAUCUAUAUAUAUACCUUGUUGUUUCAUCAAGAUGCUGUACAAAACCCUUUUUGAAGUCUUUGAAGACUGUGAUCAUGGCUAAUUUGCUGACACUGCUUUUUUAUGUGGAGAUGAUAGUGGCGAGUGGUUUCAGUUUGGGAGCAAGUGGCUUGAACAUGAACUACUACUUGUUGAGUUGCCCUUUGGCUGACCUUAUUGUUAAGAACACAGUCAACAGAGCUCUGCAGAAUGAUCCCACUCUAGCAGCAGGGCUUGUUAGAAUGCACUUCCAUGACUGUUUCAUAGAGGGAUGUGAUGGUUCAGUUCUGAUCGACUCCACUAAGGACAACACAGCAGAAAAAGAUUCACCAGCAAAUUUGAGCUUGAGGGGCUAUGAAGUAAUAGACGAUAUCAAGGAAGCGCUAGAAAAUCAAUGCCCAGGAGUCGUUUCAUGUGCUGACAUUCUUGCUAUGGCUGCUAGAGAUGCAGUUUUCUUUGCAGGGGGUCCUGUGUAUGACAUACCAAAAGGUAGGAAGGAUGGAACAAGGUCCAAAAUUGAGGAUACCAUCAAUCUUCCUGCACCCAUUUUCAAUGCUUCUCAGCUCAUCAAGGUGUUUGGGCAACGCGGGUUUUCAGCAAAAGACAUGGUGGCUCUCUCAGGAGCUCACACAUUAGGAGUGGCAAGGUGUUCUUCGUUUAAGCAGAGACUUACCCCACUGGAUCCAUCUUUGGACUCACAAUUUGCGAAGACGCUCUCCAAGACAUGCAGUGCUGGUGACAGUGCAGAGCAACCCUUUGACUCCACCAGGAACGAUUUCGACAACCUAUACUUCAACGCUCUGGUCUCAAACAACGGUGUUCUCACAUCAGACCAAACGUUGUACACUACCCCACAAACCAGGAACAUUGUGAACUCUUAUGCAAUGAACCAAGCCUUGUUCUUCUUGGAUUUUCAACAGGCGAUGGUGAAGAUGAGCAAGCUCGAUGUCAAAGAAGGGUCCAAAGCGGAAGUUCGAAAAAAUUGCCAUAAAAUAAACUGAACUUUUGUUGUGGGGGCUUUGGUUGCAUGUGUUUUGAAGUUCCAUGUCGCUAAAAAUAAGGUCACCUUAUAAGCUGGUUAUAAAUGGGUUGAAUUAGACUUAAAUCCACUUCUUACCGAUAACAUAGAAUGGGAAAUGUGUCAUGUUCAGUUGAUUUGAGAAACUAAGAGAAUUUGUCAUUCAUUGGUGAAACAUGAAGUUGAUGGUUCUUUAAUCACGAA